This is a messenger RNA of Chiloscyllium plagiosum (whitespotted bambooshark), 3617 nucleotides long. Its product is annotated as beta-1,4-galactosyltransferase 5-like. Gene Ontology annotation, biological process: carbohydrate metabolic process; glycoprotein biosynthetic process. Gene Ontology annotation, molecular function: UDP-galactose:glucosylceramide beta-1,4-galactosyltransferase activity. The record is from RefSeq and is a predicted model, not a curated record. NCBI's taxonomy places the organism in Eukaryota, Metazoa, Chordata, Chondrichthyes, Orectolobiformes, Hemiscylliidae. Gene Ontology annotation, cellular component: Golgi apparatus.
AGUUUCACCGAGGGAGAUGCGAGGGUUAAAGGGAUUAAAGGAAUAUCGAUGUGUUUAAAACCAGCAGUAUUGUUCCCGAACAGGAAAUACAUUCUUGUAUGAAAGUAAAAAAUCUUCCUUUUCCUUUCACCAGCAAGAGAGGGCGGUCCCGGUUCCCCCAGCCGGAAGUUGCCAAAAAAAAAGCUAGUGCAAGAUCUGCAUUCCCUUCGGUUUAAAGGCGGAUUCCUUCUUAUUCAUGAAUGCGGAGUGCAACCUCCUUUUUUACGCCGCUAUUCCACCGCGGACACUCUCCCCUGAAGAAAAUUCUUUGAUUUUUCACUUUCCCCCAACCUUUUCACAACAAGAGGGUGUCUGUCUUCUUUCUCUGAACUAACGGGGGUCUGCAAUUGUCAUAUAUUUAUUUUAAAGCGUAAUAUGAGAAUUUUACGCAUCCCGAACCGCUCAGUGUUUGCUUUGUUAUUUCUCUUCUGCUUGUCAUCUUCAUUCCUGUACUUCAUCUAUGUAGCGCCUGGAUUGGUAAACACAUAUCUAUUUAUGAUGCAAGCCCAAGGCAUCAUGAUCAGAGAGAGUGUGAAAACAAUGGGAUCUCAAAUGUAUGAGCAGGUGGUUCGCAGCACCUAUGCCAAGAUGAACAGCAGCCUUAAUGGUACAGAUUAUCCAGAUGAUUUAAAUGAUAGUGAAACUUAUCUACAAACCACAACAUUUCUUCCUGAAGAUUUUACAUACCAAGCAAACCUCAUGUGUCCUGAAAGACUUCCUUCUAUGAAGGGUCCAAUUAAUGUAAACAUGACUGAAAUUUCAUUGGAGGAAAUCCAGGAAUUAUUUGCUAAGGAUCCCUAUAUCCAGAUUGGUGGUCACUGGAAACCAAGAGAUUGCAUACCUCGUUGGAAGGUGGCAAUUUUGAUCCCAUUCCGCAAUCGUCACGAGCAUCUCCCAAUCCUGUUGAAACACCUCAUUCCAAUGCUACAACGCCAACGUUUGGAGUUUGCGUUUUAUGUUAUUGAACAGGCUGGUUUCCACCCAUUUAACCGUGCAAUGCUGUUCAAUGUUGGAUUUAUGGAGGCUUUGAAAGACAUGGACUGGGAUUGUGUAAUCUUUCACGAUGUUGAUCAUAUCCCUGAAAAUGAUCGCAACUACUACGGUUGUGGACAGAUGCCAAGACAUUUUGCAGCUAAGCUGGAUAAAUACAUGUACUUGCUUCCUUAUGAUGAAUUUUUUGGCGGAGUGAGUGGAUUAACAGUGGAACAGUUUAGGAAAAUCAAUGGUUUCCCAAAUGCAUUUUGGGGUUGGGGAGGUGAAGAUGAUGAUCUCUGGAAAAGGGUUCAGUUUGCUGGACUUACAGUAACAAGACCAGGGGGUGAUUUAGGAAAAUACAAAUCAGUUCCUCAUCACCAUCGAGGGGAAGUGCAGUUCUUGGGAAGAUAUGCUUUAUUGAGACAUUCUAAAGAAAGGCAAAAACUUGAUGGCCUGCAAAACUUGAAGUACUUUCCAAAUAUUACAGUUGAAGCCUUGUUUAAAAAUAUAACUGUAAACUUGACACCGGAGCUGGCUCCAGUGAGACGCUAUUAAUCUAAAAUGGGCACAAUAGUUUAGUGAGGGUUAGGGUUGCUUGCUCAGAAAAAUUGAUGGACUUGUAAACCUGGUUUAAAAAAAAAUCUACAGUGAGACAACACAGAAGUUCCUUUACGUAGUCAUGAGGAAUUGGCUGGCAGUUGAUUUGAUUAUUUGACACCAGAUUGAAUAUUGAUCAGUGACUAUGCAGCAGUGCUGGUGAAUAUGAGAAAACCAGGCCUGAAAAAAUCAUUGUAUGGAGAACUUCUUCAAUGUGACCUCUUCCCGCUUUUCCAAUUGGAUAAUAGUACAUCAUCAGUCAAGAAGGAAACACAAACUGAAGAAUCCACUGAACAGUAUCUGGGCAAAGAAUCAACCUGAAUUCCAAGACUGCAGAGCUACUUGGAAACUGUUAAACCAUAUUUUGAUUUAGGAUGCCAAGAAGAAUGAAGUGAACGGUUUCCUUUCCAAUCACCUUGUGAUCAAAUAUUAAAUUGAAAGCAUACAAUUACCUUGUUUUUAUUCACUAGCAAUUGUUAAUGCACUUCUAGUGGAUGAUGCUUUUGUUUUGUAAAUAAGCUGUGAAUUGCCAGAUAUUUUUUUAUUUAUAGUCUACUGAAUCACAAGGUUUACAUGUUCAGGUCAACAAUAUAAGUCUGACACUGUUGUAUGUGUAUGGCACAGAACACACUGAAUAUAAUCCCCUUAAUUUUAAAUGUGAGGUGAAUAGAUUCAUAUGUGUUCCUGAAUAUUUAACUUAAUGGGUGUUCUAUUUCAGUCCUCUUUACUGCUACACUCUCAUGCUGCUGAAAUUCAUGGAUUGUUCCUAGAAAAUUUGGCAUCCUUAUACAUGCCUUCAUUAAAGCAACAAACUGCAGUUGUUUGACUUAACUCAAAUAUAAACAAUUAUAAUGAAUAAUCAGCAUUUUAAAAAGUAAAUUUGUGCCAAUUAUACUGUGACAUUUUAAUUAACAAAGUAUAGUAGAAAUGUAGGAAGCAAUUUUCCAUUAUUAUGAAUUUGGUUUAUGGCAACUUCCAGAAACUUUGAAACUGCUGAGUUUGUGUUUCUUUAAUGUUCUGAAAUUGAGGAAUCCAACUAACGUUUUUUUAGUCCAAGCACUUAGCUAAUACUUUAAGCUUAUCUGCCUGAAUUGGUGAGUUCCUUUGCUCCUAUGCCAAUCAUAUUUGUGAACAUUUGUAAAAGGUCAACUUAUUGACUAGGUGCUAAUGCCCAUUGUUUGAAUAAAAAUGGUUUCUAGUAUUAGAUGUUGUCACUGCACAUGAUAACAAUAGGACAAGAAGCUAAACACUAGCUUCUGCAGGGUUUUUGACUAGGACUAAUUCGAUACAUGAUGAGGCUGCCUGUAUAACUUUAACACAACUGUUGUAGGUCUAGUGUUCUAUGUGCCAGGAGGAGAUGGGGAAAAGAAAAAAAUUAUAGCAAAAGAAGUGGAGAUAUAUGUAUAUAUGUAUGUAUAUUUUUUUGUAUCAAUCUUUGGUUUACACCUUUUGAGUCUAUGGUCCCAUCCACCAAUGAAUGGUGAUGUCAUGAUACAAGCUCUGCUGUUUGCAAUGAGGAACAGCCCAAGUGUAUAGAGAUGAAAGCUUUUGUUGCAAGGUCAUGAUCAGUCAAUAUGAGAGGACAUCUGGGGAUGAAAUUUGCCCUUUUUUUGCCACGCUGCUAGUAGAACACAAAAUAAAAUUCCUAUUUUGGACUCUGCUGAUCCUAUUUUGGACUCUGCUGAUCCUAUUUUUGUUUAAAAAACGGUUGAAGGCAAAGAAUUUCAUUCUCCUAGACAUAUUUGUCCUUGAAAGGCUGUUAGCCUUAUUUAGUUUUUGUUAGUAUUUUAAAGCUGGUGUUUUACAAAAAAGUAUUGCAUAUAUUAUCCAGAAUACUGUGUAUGAUGCGGUCAGAGUGUAUAGCAAUAAAGAGAAUGCUAAUUUGUUUCAUUUUCAGCUGUCAGUGGUAGUGGUUUAAAAUGGUAACUUGUUGUUGCUAUUUCUGAAACUGGUAUUGCUUUAAUACAGAAAUAAACAUGUAAUUGUAUUUGUUUUGAUUAUAGCUA